AUGUCGAAAAGACAAGCAGAUUACGACUACGAUUCGUCUGACGACGACGAUGAAGAGAUCAGCAGCUACGAUGCUACUGCAGUCGAAGAGGCACCCAAGACCCCAGCCAACCAUCCCUCGUUUGCCAAAGCCAAGGAGAAGCACCGAGCGAUCAUACAGCUUCUGGAAGAGCCGCUCAAAGAAACCACAAGCACUAGCAGCAACGUCAACAAGCUUUCCAGCAUGAUUGAAGAACGUAGGGAAUGCUGCCCUAUGAUUGAAAUCCGUAUUACCGUUGCAGGUGGCAUGGGGUCCGGCAAAUCAAGCGUCAGCAAUGCCCUUAUCUCUGUGGGAUUACUGACUCCCACGGGCGAUAGUGGCUUGAGCGAGACGCUGGUCAUCCAUGAAUUCAGGAGGGUUCGGCCUGACCAGACACAACCUUUCAGGGCAGAGAUCGAAUACUACCGCGGUGCCGAGCUGGAGGAAAUUAUGGCUACUGAGUUCAAGCAAGCCUAUGCCGCCGUCGACCCGUCCGAAGAUAACGUUUCCGACUCUGAAGAUAUAGAUUUUGACGACUCCGAGAAGGACCACGAUGAGUAUGGGCACAUACAGGCUAUCUCCAAUCUUUUUUGCAACCGCCCCGAAUGCGCUUCUGUCGAGGCGACCAAAGAGUUUCUUCGCCAAGCUCACAGCGAGAACGACAAAGCAGCUAUCGCUCGCAUGGUACGUUGGUCCGAAGAAAUUAUCAGGAAUUACACGGAAAAGAGUGUUGGGAGCACUGUGGUCAUGGAGUCUGCAACCACAGCGGAUCUUCUCCAAGAGUUGCGAGGGUUCACUCACACCACCGUCAAAAAGGGUCAAGACUAUGGAUGCGAACGUGCUUGCUGGCCCAUUGUCAAAAAAAUCACAUUCUGUCUCGACACCCCUCUCCUCAACGACGGGAUUGUUCUGGUGGACACACCUGGCUUGAACGAUUGUGAUCCUACACGAGCUGCCAUGGUCAAGAAGGAGUUUGCGAGAAGCAUCUUCGUUCUUAUCAUAGCGCAGAUCAGUCGAGCAAUCAACGAUGAUACAGUCCUGCGAUAUUUGCGAAAGGGAUACUUCUCACACCGAAUCGGAAAAGUUAUCCCUGUUCUUACACACACCGACUCUCUCAGCCAGUUCCAAGGUUGGGGAAAUGCCAACGACGUUCAGAAAGACCGAUUGCAAGAAGCCGAAGAUGAAGUCGACCAGCUUGAGAAGGAGCUUGAACAGCUCCGUGCCAACAAAAGACAAAAAAUAGCAACGAGCGAGAUACCGUAUCGCGUUCAAAAAGAACAAUUGCUGCGAAAACUACAGGUAGCCAAAGCUCAGAAAGAUCGAUGUGGUAUCAUGAUUCGAAAUGAGUACGUCACCGAGACUUUGCAGAAUAAAUACAGGACAACAACCAGGGAUGUAACCCCCCUUCCUGUCUUCUGUGUGUCCACCUUGGUGUAUGAGAGUCACCGUGCUGGAUUCAAAAAAUCAAGCGUCCCGGUCCUAUCUGUGGCAGACACCCAAAUCCCUGCUCUUCGUCACUAUCUGCGACGCGCAACUGGAGAGAGACCUUUCAAUAUAGUCACGUUCCAUUACGAGAACACCUUGCCCUCAAUCAUCAGCAGCUUUGAGAUGUGGUGCUGCAAGGCUCACCUGAAUGGCAGCGAAAGGUUGGAGGCAAUUGUGACCGAUCUGAAGCCGAUAUGCUCGGCAGUCGUAAAAGAUUUCAUAGACAUGGUCAACAACGAGAUUAAGCGCAUACUGGAUGUCCUCAUACUCAAUGAGCAGACGCUGAAUGAGCAGAGCCAUGAUGUUUGCCAGGGAUGGGAAACCAUAAGUCCUCCAAAGUAUCGCAACCUGGUAAAGAAGAGGGGCUUCCGACUCAAAACCAAAGCGCUUCCCGGAUUAUACUGGAACGGAGACCUCAUCAAGAUAUCAAACCCCCUCAUACUGGCCAGAUGCCAGAGCCUGCUGGACAUGAUUAUCAAUUCGGAGAUUAACAUUGCCAUCGCUUUGGAAGAGCAUGUCAACCAAAUGAGUACCAGCGUCCGGGAAGAUCGGCAGUCGACUUUCGUGAAGCUCGAACCCUUCUCCCAUCUGGUUGACCUGAAGAAAACGGAGAUGAGAAAAACAGUCGCGGAAUCCUUCAGCUCACUCAAGGCCGAAUUCGAAGGUGUCAUUCACGAACUCACCUCGCCACACCCAGACGAAAGAGAUGCGUCAAUCACCUCGCGAUGCAUGGUUCCGAUAUACGAAUCAACUGAAGCUAUCAAGGGCAAAAAUUCUAAUGUACGCAAGCCUCAGCAUAUGAGGCGUCAACUUCGCAUAAUGGGAGGCCUGUGGUCGUCUGUCCAUGAAACAGCUCGUUCUGAAUUACAACAAGUCUUGGACAUGCACUGCACCGAGCUUUCCAGCAGUGUCCAGGCCAGCCUGCAGGAAAUCCAAAACAGCUUCGUCAACUGUUAUCGGGACAAGGAAGUCGAGCCAGAAGAGGAGAGAAAGAUGAGGGGGGAACUCACUCGUCGCGUACAACUUGCAAAGGAGAUACUGCCGCAGAUGGGAGAUGACAUUGAGAAAAGCAAGGAGAACGAACCCAAAAAAAGUCGACCCCACCGAAGCACUACGAACACGCCAGGAGCAGAAUGAGAUCUUGGUGAGGAAGAAUUAAACAUGUGUAAUACAUCUCGAUAAGAUCACGAACACAAAAUGCG
This is a messenger RNA of Aureobasidium pullulans EXF-150, 2705 nucleotides long. RefSeq lists its product as uncharacterized. The record is from RefSeq and is a predicted model, not a curated record. The transcript has 5 exons. Lineage: Eukaryota; Fungi; Ascomycota; Dothideomycetes; Dothideales; Saccotheciaceae. The coding region runs from base 1 to 2640 and encodes 879 amino acids.